CUAAGCAAUAUCCAUAGCUCCAUUCAUGGCGUCGGAUUGCUACGUCCAAGGGCUCAAUUCUUUCAAGUUCACAAGGACAACUCAAAUAUUGUCAUGUCUUCCAUACCCAUCUUGCGAAUUCAAGUCAGGCAAGUUCUUAAGGAACUAGCCAGUUCAAGGAUUGAGACAUCCAAACAAAUGACAAUUUGGGUUUUGGGGAAAUUUCAAUUAAGGAAACCUCCAAUCCAAUUCAUUCCACUCAGGGCAAAUCACAGUCAAAUUCUCCCUGGACUAUGAAUCGAUUUGAUUGGUAAUGCAGUAAAGUUCAUUUGCAUUUCGGUUUCUUUCUUAAAGCGGUAAAAAUUCAAACAGCGUCAUUCUCCAGUUGCAAAUUCUGUUUUGAAUCCAACAUUUACUCAUUUUUUCCCAAAACAUCAAAAACAAAUCACCACUUGAACCUCUUUCAGCUACAAAAAUCUGUUUCUCAACUAAUCUCCAAUCAUCUUCUUUAUCUAAAAAUGGAAAAAAAUAACUGCUGUCCGCCUCUCUAUUCCAUUGCAAAAACUCACCUAUCGUCGAGUCUCGUGACGUUUCCUUCCCAAAAAUGGCGUGAAACCAAAUACCCAAAACUGCCUUCCUCUCUUAUAUUCAUCUUUGCCUCCAUUGCUAUCAUCAACGCCGCAGCCUCGCAGCCUUCUGCACCCAACUGCAGCCUUGAUUUCAAGACCUCCACUUUUGGAGACAUUUCGGGUUGCGGAGGGGGGAAAUGGGGCUGCUUCCUUUCCACGAAUUGCUGCAGAAUAGCUUUGAAUGAAUACCUCUAUGUGUUGGCGCAGAGGGCGAAUCGAACCGGUCAAAUUUACUUGAAGGCCAUGGAACAGAGGAACUGCUUGGAUUCCAUGAAGAAUUUCGAUGGAAACAUUUCAAGCUGUGGAUUCCAGGGGCUUGUCGAUGGCCAUGGAGGUUGUUCUAAUUUCAGUGUCGGUGAUGUUGCUAAUAAGUUGGGGAAUGACUUGAAAAGUUUGAGUGAUGAUUGCAAGUUUUUGAAUUAUGAGGACAAAGGGGACCUUGCGUGCGGUUCUUGCUUGAGGAACUGGGAUGAAAUGGGGAGAUUGCUUAAUAGCAGUGAAACAGUUGGUAAAUUUGAUGAUGAUGUUUGUAGAUUUGCAGUGUUGGUGUCUUUGAUGAGUAGUAGGAUUGAUGAUGAGAACUGGGUUCGGGCAGUUUAUAGAUGUCUUGGAGAGCAGGAUUGUAAUCAAGGCAAGUAUGUAGCGAAACAAGAGAGUCCUGGUAAAAACUCUUUCUCUUUACGCCCGGGUGAAACCACCCUCCAAACAAUGAUUGAAUUCACACUGCAAUACUACAAUUCUUCUGAGGAGUUACUUUCUGAGGGGGUUGGUUGUCAAAAGAUCUCGAUCAAAGAGAUUUAUGCUGCCACCAACAAUCUAAAUGCUUUGAACUUCAUUGGCCAAGGCAUAGCAGGAAAGGUCUACAAAGGUGUGCUUUCAAAUGGUUGGCAUGUCGCAAUUAAGCACAUCAUCAAGGAGGGGUAUGCGGAGACAUUUGUAAGAGAAGUCACGAGCCUUUCGCAUGUCAGACAUCCGAACCUCGUGAAAUUGCUUGGGCAUUGUGAGGAAGAAGAAGAGUGUUUUCUUGUUUACGAGCUGUGCUUGAAUGGGAAUCUCUCGGAGUGGCUAUUUGGUAAGGAUAAGAUCCUGUCAUGGAUGCAAAGGCUAGAGAUUGCGCUCAACAGUGCCCAGGGCCUUUGGUUUCUUCACUCAUAUCCUGAAGGCUGCAUUGUUCACCGUGAUAUCAAGCCAACAAACAUUCUCCUUGGGGAUGAUUUUGAAGCGAAACUCUCGGAUUUUGGUUUGUCCAAGGUCAUGGACUUAGGCCAGUCGUACGUGAGCUCAGAAGUGAGAGGAACCUUUGGAUAUGUUGAUCCUGAGUACCAACGGAAUCACCAUGUAAAUCCGGCCACCGAUGUUUACAGCUUUGGAAUUGUGCUCUUGCAAAUCCUUUCAGGGAAGAGAGUCAUCAACUUGAAUGUGAGAAAACCAAUGUCACUGGAAAAAAUGGCCAAAGUCCUUACAAGAGGUGGCAAUAUAUCUGAAUUUGUGGAUCCUAAAAUAAGUGGAGAAUACUCAAUGGAGGCUUUUGAUCUUGUUCUCAAGUUAGCACUGUCAUGCACGGCUCACAAACAGCAACGACCGACGAUGGAGCAAGUCGUGAUUGGAUUAGAGAAGGCAUUGGAUAUCUCGACCGAUGAAUCUUCUCCUUUCACUCCGCCGCCCCGAGCUCAGUCCCCAUAAGAGCUUUAUAUGUUUUUUGUAUCAUUUCAUGAAUGGUUAUUAUUAUACAAUGCUUGGGCCAAAAGUUUGUAUUUUUGGAUUUUCAUUUUCUACUAGUGUGGCCCAUGGUACAACGAUACAAACCGUGAUCAUACAAAGGCCUCGUCCUCAAUAUUCUAUGCACCGAAAAACCCCAGAUUGGCAGAUCCAUUUUUUGCGGUUGAAAUUCUACAAAGGACCCCAUAAGAGCUUUAUUUCUUUA
This is a messenger RNA of Magnolia sinica, 2532 nucleotides long. Its product is annotated as serine/threonine-protein kinase PBL36-like. Gene Ontology annotation, biological process: protein phosphorylation. The record is from RefSeq and is a predicted model, not a curated record. The transcript is spliced from 7 exons. Bases 498 to 2291 code for a protein of 597 amino acids. Lineage: Eukaryota; Viridiplantae; Streptophyta; Magnoliopsida; Magnoliales; Magnoliaceae. Gene Ontology annotation, molecular function: ATP binding; protein kinase activity.